AUGGCUUCUCUCUCUCCCCCGAGUCCUAAGCCACAGCCUCCAGAGGGAGCCAAGUCAAACCCUUCUAAACGGCACCGGGACCGCCUGAAUCAAGAGCUGAACAAACUGACCAACUUGCUGCCCUUCCCUGAGGAUGUGCGGGCCCGGCUUGACAAGCUCUCCAUCCUCAGGCUGAUCGUGGGCUACCUAAAAGUGAAGAGCUAUUUCGCAGCCAUCCUAAAGGACAGCAUUGCAGACUGCUCAGGUAACCCACCCAUGAAUCCAGGGGAAAGUGAGCCCACCUCUCCACAGGUCAAUGCAGAACUGUUUUCUGAAGGGGACUUGCUUCUUCAGGCCCUCAAUGGCUUCCUCAUGGCAGUUACAGAAGAUGGCUAUGUUUUCUACGUCUCUCCCACAGUCCAGGACUACUUGGGAUUUCAUCAAUCAGACGUCAUCUAUCAGAGUGUGUUCGAGCUGAUCCACAAGGAGGACAGAGCCAUGUUCCAGAGCCAGUUUCUCUGGCCUCGAGAUGCAGCACCUGUCAGCGGAGAGGGGACGCAGGACACCCGCUCUCUGCCUGGAGAGAACUUUCUCUCACUUAGUGGCACCCCCACGGACAGCCUGCAGCAUCAGCUCUCGGAGGACCCCUCCCAUCUGGAAAGAAGUUUUGUCUGUCGGUUCCGCUGCCUACUGGACAACUCAUCCGGGUUUCUGGAGCUGAAUUUCCACGGCCAUCUUAAAUUCCUCCCUGGGCAGAACAACAGGUCAGAAGAUGGCAUCCUCAUGUCUCCUCAACUCACCCUGUUUGCCAUUGCAACACCUCGCCAGCCACUCACCAUCCUGGAGCUCCAAAACAAAACAUUUCUUUUCCAAACAAAACACAAAUUGGAUUUCACACCUAUAGCCUGUGAUUCCAGAGGCAAAGUGGUCCUGGGCUACACCGACAGCGAGCUCUGCAGGAGAGGAUCCGGCUACCAGUUCAUCCACGCGGCAGACAUGAUGCACUGCGCCGAGAAUCACGUGCGGAUGAUGAGGACGGGCGAGAGCGGCCUCACGGUGUUCCGGCUGCUCACCAAGCAGGCCGGCUGGCUGUGGGUGCAGUCCAACGCCCGCCUGGUGUUCCGCGGCGGCCGGCCCGACUGCAUCGUCGCCCGGCAGCGGGCCCUGACGAAUGCAGAGGGGGAAGAGCACCUGCGUAAGAGAGCCCUGCAGCUGCCAUUCACCUUCACCACAGGGGAAGCCAUCCUGUAUGACAGCAGCCCCCUGAGCCCUCUGACUGCCCUCCCGGCCAGGAAGAGGAUCAGGGCGAGGAAGGGCACCCCCACUGGUCAGGGCCCCGUGCAGCCAGGCUCUCCUCGGGGAGCCAUGAUGCGGCAAGAUGAAUCCAUGUACUUGUCCAGCAUUGCCCCAACCACCCAGGGCUCACCCUGGGAGAGGAGAACGUCCAAUGACAGACAUGAGGACAAGAAAGAGAAAGAGGAGAAGGAAGACCACUCCCUCCUGGCCCUCAUUGAGACCCUGCUGGAGAAGGACACAGAAGAACAGCCUGAUCUCUGCUCCACGCUGCAGCACCUGGGGGUCACUGACCUCAACCGGUGUUCGUGGGAAGAGAGCUCUCUCAGGGCCAACUCAGGCCCUGCAGGGUCUCAGAGCUUCUGCCCACCGCCCUCCAGCCAGGGAGGGGGCUCCUACAGGGAAAAGGAAGAGCUCCUGCACAGCCCCUUGGCUAUGCAGGCCUCUUACAGCAUGGACCCCCGCUGGCCAGCUGCCAAGCAGCAGCAGUGGCUCUACUCCUGUCUCUAUGACUUCCUGGAAAGCCACUUCCUGAACAAGGAGGUGAAACUUAUCAAGAAGAUGGAGACCACCUGA
Molecule: messenger RNA, 1848 nt
Organism: Suricata suricatta (meerkat)
Lineage: Eukaryota; Metazoa; Chordata; Mammalia; Carnivora; Herpestidae
Product: aryl hydrocarbon receptor-like
Exons: 11
Coding region: 1-1848 (615 amino acids)
Biological process (GO): regulation of transcription by RNA polymerase II
Cellular component (GO): nucleus; aryl hydrocarbon receptor complex
Molecular function (GO): protein dimerization activity; nuclear receptor activity; transcription cis-regulatory region binding
Source: RefSeq, a predicted model, not a curated record